This is a messenger RNA of Triplophysa rosa, 3991 nucleotides long. RefSeq names its product anosmin 1a (gene anos1a). Bases 183 to 2141 code for a protein of 652 amino acids. Gene Ontology annotation, biological process: neuron differentiation. Gene Ontology annotation, cellular component: cell surface; extracellular region. The record is from RefSeq and is a predicted model, not a curated record. Gene Ontology annotation, molecular function: peptidase inhibitor activity; protein binding. Lineage: Eukaryota; Metazoa; Chordata; Actinopteri; Cypriniformes; Nemacheilidae. The transcript is spliced from 14 exons.
CUCCCGGUGCACCUGAUCCCGCGCAUCUCACGGGCCAAUAGCCGCCCGCGUCUCUCUGCAGGCAACGCCCACACGCGCUCGUUGAACUUUCAUUAUUUGCAUCAAGCGCCUGCACGACACGUCCAGUUUUACUUUGACGCGCUUCAGUAGACGUGUCAAUAUAGCACUUGCAGUUCGCCAACAUGCGCGGCGCGUUUACCGGUCUAUGCGUUGGGAUUACACUGUUACUGAACAGCGGAUUUGUUGUCUUGAAGCGCCAGGACUCGUCCUCAGCUCUUGGCAGUAUUUUCCGUACGAGGUGCGCCGCCAGGUGCCUGAGCCUUCACAGUACGCGCAUCGCGUUCUCCACAAGACAUUUCCAGAGUAAUGGAUCCCUUGGAUGGUGUCAGAGCCAUAAACAGUGUGCAAAGUGCCUGGAGCCAUGCAAAGACUCCUGGGAGUUGAAAGACGGACCUUGUCAAGAUUUAUGUGAGCACGCGUUUCCCAAGCGUCACGGGGAAUGUGUUACCAGCUGUGAGUUUCUGCGCUCAGUGAUGGUGGUAAAACAGGGUGACUGCCCAGCGCCAGAGAGAGCCAGCGGGUUUGCUGCUGCCUGCGUGGAGGGAUGUGAAGACGACGGAGAGUGUUCAUCCCAAAAAAAGUGCUGCCCGAACGGCUGUGGACACACUUGUCAGUCCCCAAAGAAUCUUUACAGGGGUGCUCCUCUUAAACCCAGAAAGGAGCUGGUCUUUGAGGAGCUACAGUCUGGUGCACUGGAGGUGCGUUGGUCCUCGAAGUUCAAUGUGUCAGCGGAGCCGGUGUUGAACAUUUUGCAGAGGAGAUGGAACUACGGCAUCCACCCCAGUGAAGACGGAGCCACUGAGUGGCAGGUGGUGGCACGGACAUCAGAGGAGCGUGUGUGGUUGACAGACAUUCGGCCCGGUCGCUGGUACCAGUUCAGGGUGGCAGCAGUCAAUGUGCAUGGGACCAGAGGAUAUACCACUCCCAGUAGACACUUCAGAUCCUCUAAAGAUCCCGCCCCUCCUCUGGCGCCCUCUGACCUCCACGUCAGCGACAUGACCUCUGGUGCAGAUCGCUCUGUGUCCGUCCGCCUCAGCUGGAUUAUGACUGCAGACCUGGACAUCCCUGUCAAUCACUUUAAACUAUCCUGGAGCUAUUCCGACCACACCGUGCUGCCCAAACUCAAAAGGAGACAGACAGUCAAUGGGGACUCUACCUAUGCUGAGCUGGAUGGCUUGAGAGAGAACAGGAGUUACGUAGUGGAGCUGCAGGCAGUUUCAUACUGGGGUCAGGUCCCCCUCAAGGGAUCCAAGGCCAUACUUCAGUUUACUACAAACCAGAGACAAUCCAAUUUGGAACCCACAUUCAGCCCAGUUUUCGUAAAGCCCCAGUCAGAUCUGUUAGACGUGGGCACACCGUUUUAUCAAGAUGGACAGCUUCAGGUCCGGGUUUACUGGAAAAAGGGAGAUCCCACUGUGAAUCGUUACCGUGUACAGUGGUCUCCAGAGUUUUGCAGUCACAAUGGAUCCAGAACCCAGGAAAAGCUCAUCACCCAGGAGAAUUUUGCCAGCCUUCCUGGUCUUCAGUUCUCUUGCAAAUACAAGGUGAUCAUCCAGCCUGUAGGAUCAAAGGCUCGAGCACAGGCGGAGAGCACAACCUUCUACACACCGUCAUGUGCAACCAUUCAAAGCAAGAGCCCCAAACCCAUUCCCUGUUCCACUGCCUCAGUGGUUCCUCAGAAGGUCCUGAUCAAGGCAGAGAACCUGACAGCAGCAUUUUCUGUCUACAUGGGAAACGUGACUGGCCUUUUCUCAUGGGUGGUGGGGAUGCCUCAACCCCCACAGCAAGUCACGGGGUACCAGGUCACAUGGGCAGAGCUCAUCACAGAGAGCCGCAAAAAUAAUCUGCCCAACAGUCUCAUAUCUCAGUCUCAAAUCCUGCCUCCUGAGCGUAACAUCCUGGUAGUUUCUGGUCUUCAGCUUGCGUCUCUCUAUAGGCUUGAAGUCCAGGUAAUCACUACAGGAGGACAAGGACCAGUAACUUCCAGAACCUUCCAGACACUAGCUCAAGGCAGGCCAGUCCUGCAUUACAAACCCCGGAUUAAGAAACACCAUUUUAGGUCGGUGAUAGAACGGCACUGAAGACCACAUUGCAACGAUUCAUCAAAAACCAGACCCGACUCCUCAGGAAGACUCCUCAGGUUGCGUUUCAACCUGAGCCAGUCAACUGCCUCCGAACUUAUCAUGGGGACCUGCUGUAAUGAGAAGAUCAUAAUGAUGUGAUUGAUGUUAUGAUAUCUGAGGGUCCAGUAAUUUCCUGUGGGGCUUCCACAAACUAAUUAGAAUUGAAUAUGCAACAAAGAUCUGGGCAUCAAUACCAAAAGCCAUAUGAUAAAACAAGAAACAAUUGAAGCACAGAAAUGAAUGGAUUUGAAACUGUACCCUUGUGGUUAAUCGCACCUUCCUAAAAAUGACCCGAAGCACUGCAAAUCCAAUAUUGCAUGUGAUGACUAAUUUGGUUUGACUUGUAAAUAAGCCUGACACAAUACUGUUUGUGGUUUUGCAUGUGUUUGUUCAGCAUGGAAUUUUUCUGCUUGUUUGCGUCAAUAGCAGCAAAUGAGGUAUCGAUGAGAAAUGAAUUGCAGUUCUGGUAAAGGAGUUCUUAUGAGGUUGUAAUGUGGUGUGUGCUCAAUAUGCUGUGGAAAUGUGUGUUUGCAUUCAUGUAAUUCCUGUAUAUACUAUAUGUUUUUUAUUUAUUUAUGUAUGCAAUACAAAUGUGUUACGUGGAUUUGUAACUUUCCGUGCGUGUGAAGAUGUACAGUACGUCUGUGCAUGAAUGUAUGUGUUCUUGUGUGCGGGUUCCCCAGCAUCAUUCGCAAACAAACCCUUGCAAGGAUAAUUUGUAUACAUAUAUUUGUUAAUUCCCAUGGAUGAUACAAAUUGAUGUACAUAUUUUAUAUGAUUAAAUCUGUUAAACCUUGUUUUCCCUUCAUAAUACUGGUCGUGUGUUUUGUAACAGUGCUGCCUGUGUGAAUAUAAAAUUGCACGUGAAUCCACACUGCGAGCUACAUGGCAGUCAAAUCUUUACCAUUAAAAAUGCAUUAAGAACAUCCAUAUAAAACGAUGAAUUCCAUCCGAACAUUGACACGUUUUGCUAGUAAAACACUUCCAGUUGAUACAAAACAAUCAUAUUCUGUCCUGCACUGGCAAACAACUUCCAGCCUAUAGCAAUAACAUAAUUGGGUUUACUUUUCAAUGGAAAGAGACAGUCUGUUGAUGCAGCUAGACAGGGUUUUGCCUCUAUUUCUGUGGUUCAGUGUGCACGCGCAAACCAAGCAGUCAUAAAGCCCUAAGCUCAAGGGACAAGUGUGUUGUUACUCAAACAUACACAUAUCUAUGCAGGCAGCUCUUGUGGCUGUCUAGUCACUUUCAUUAGAAUUCAGCUCCACACCUGGCCCUUAUGUCACAUGGAAGCAUGUGCAUGUGUGCUUGUUUGUAUAAUAUAGUAUAUCGAUAUGUCCUGUUGUCAUUACCCUUUACAAUAAUGCCAUAGCAGAUAGAUGGCAUAUACAGCAUAGCCUCCAUUAGUUUCCUCUGUAAGCUUUUCUAUAUUGUAGAUGCACUAGCCUACAGCUGUUUCUUAACAUAAUUCACAUCUACACACAUUUAGAUUGUAUCAUGGGAUGGAUAUUACAUGUGGCUUGUUUGGAUAGUCUAGUAUGACUUCCAUAUGCUGUACCUCACAUGUAAUUUUCGUGUAUACUAUGUGUGUUUGUGCUUGGUUUAAGCUGAUGCACUGAUUUAUUUUUUCUUUAUGGGUAGGCUUUAUAAGACUAUGAAAUAUGUCUCUUAUUUCACUCCCUUUGGGAGCAUCGCACUGGAAAAUUUAGUUUUUUUUUUAAAUUGUUUUCCAGUAACAAUAUUUAAACAUACUUGGAACUAGAUAAAUCUACUUAUGAAAAAAUAGCUUGAUAUAUUAUGAAAUGUUUUCC